Molecule: messenger RNA, 684 nt
Organism: Neoarthrinium moseri
Lineage: Eukaryota; Fungi; Ascomycota; Sordariomycetes; Amphisphaeriales; Apiosporaceae
Exons: 2
Coding region: 1-684 (227 amino acids)
Cellular component (GO): cell wall
Molecular function (GO): manganese ion binding
Source: RefSeq, a predicted model, not a curated record
AUGGCGCGAAUGAGUUUAACACCUCUUCUCGUCUUGUCCCUGGCCUGGGCAGCCUCGGCAACCGAUAAGACGCUCAACUCUACCCUCGACAUCUCGCUCGCUCAAGCGCCUACAGCCUUGGACAAAGUAGCGUUGCUUCCUUCGCCGUCUGACUGGAGGUUCGACUUCUUCGCACAACCUACGUACCAAUACAACCCCGGCGCCGUCAUCAACGCCAAUGCCGCCACAUUCCCAGCGACAGUGGGAAACGGCCUCACCAUGUCGUGGGUGAACCUAGGUCCCUGCGCUAUGCAGCCGCCGCACUACCACCCACGGGCUUCGAACUACAUUGUCGUUAUUGAGGGAACAGUGGAGACCUACAUGAUUCCCGAGAACGGCGGGGAGCUGAUCAAGGUCCUGCUGGAACCAGGUCAGAUGACGCUCUUCCCCAAAGGCAGCCUGCACUCGAUGCAGAAUAUGGGCUGUGACAAGGCGACGUUGGUAUCGGCGUUGAGCACCGAGGACCCCGGUACCCACAACGUGGCAAACGGCCUCUUCGGCUUGCCCCGUGACAUGGUUGCGGCUGCAUUCGGGGGCAGCUUGAGCGCAGAUGACCUCGACACCAUAUAUGGCAAGAUCCCACCGGUGGGCACUGGGGUCACUCUUGGUUCUGCCAGCUGUCUUAAAACAUGUCAUAUGAAGUGA